Rotaria sp. Silwood1 is the source of this 465-nucleotide messenger RNA. Lineage: Eukaryota; Metazoa; Rotifera; Eurotatoria; Philodinida; Philodinidae. The record is from the annotation of a GenBank genome assembly.
AUGCAAAUCUUUGUUAAAACUCUUACUGGAAAAACUAUCACACUUGAAGUUGAACCAAGUGAUGCUAUCGAAAAUGUAAAAGCAAAAAUUCAAGAUAAAGAAAGUAUUCCACCUGAUCAACAACGACUCAUAUUUGCUGGAAAACAACUUGAAGAUGAUCAUACAUUGAGCGAUUAUAAUAUUCAGAAAGAAAGUACACUUCAUCUUGUUCUUGGAUUACGCGGUGGUAUGCAAAUAUUUGUGAAAACACUCACCGGCAAAACAAUGACGUUCGAAGUUGAACCAAAUGACACUAUCGAAAAGCUUAAAAUGAAAAUCGACGAUAAACUAGAUAUUCCAUCGGAUCAACAAACACUCGUAUUUAUCGGAAAACGACUCGAAUCUCACCGAACAUUUAGUGAUUAUGACAUUCAAAAGGAAAGUACACUUCACCUUAUUGCUCGGCUUCCAGGUGGUGAUAAUUAA